Molecule: messenger RNA, 2588 nt
Organism: Nannospalax galili (Upper Galilee mountains blind mole rat)
Lineage: Eukaryota; Metazoa; Chordata; Mammalia; Rodentia; Spalacidae
Product: butyrophilin-like protein 1
Exons: 9
Coding region: 241-1758 (505 amino acids)
Biological process (GO): regulation of cytokine production; T cell receptor signaling pathway
Cellular component (GO): external side of plasma membrane
Molecular function (GO): signaling receptor binding
Source: RefSeq, a predicted model, not a curated record
UGUGUCUUCCUCCUAGACUCUCACUCUGGGAGAAGCACUCAAAGUCAGAGCCUUUCCAAGAAUAUAUUUGGACACUGGCCACCCUGGCCCCAGCAGCCAGACCCUUGGGUGCUGACCACAGGAACUACUAGGUGCAGAGCACGUCUGGAACCAGGCUUUGGAGAUGUACUGAGGAGGCCAGGAGCUUCCAGGAAGCCACCAGCUGGGACAGAUGAGUGAACUUGACGCUCCACUCUGAAGAUGACUGACGCUGGCUUCUCUGCAGCCGGCUCUCUCCUCCUUCUGCUUUGCCUGGCGUCCCCGGGAUUGUCCGCAGAUGUGUCCAGGUUUUCAGUGAAGGGAUCAGCUGUGCCACUCAGAGUCCUGCUGGGAGCGGAUGCCACCCUGCCCUGCCAGGUGUUUCCUCCACAGAGUGUGGCUCACAUGCACAUCCGGUGGUACCACACUCAGCUCUCCCGUGCUGUGCUGGUCUUCCAGAAUGGACAGGAGCAAAGACAGGAGCAGAUGCCGGAGUACCAAGGCAGGACCCGGAUGCUGGGAGACGCCAUUGCCAAGGGCAGUGUGACUCUGCUGAUACAGCAGGUCAGGGCCUCUGACAGUGGCCAGUACUGGUGUCACUUUACAGAUGGGGCCACCUCCCAAGGGGCUUCAGUUGAGCUUCAUGUUAUAGGUUUGGGCUCGGCCCCUCGUGUUCGAAUGACAGGACUGGAGGAGAACGGGAUCCGAGUACUAUGUUCCUCAAGUGGCUGGUUCCCAAAACCCAAGGUGCAGUGGAGAGACAGUGCGGGAGUGACUCUGCCUUCCCCCGCUGAGUCACAGACCCAGGACAGCAAUGGGCUCUUCCACGUGGAGACGUCUCUGGUGGUCACAGAUGAAACCCUGGGCAGUGUGACCUGCUCCGUCCAAAAUCUCCUCUAUGGCCAAGAGAAAGCAUCGGCCAUCCUCCUCCCAGAGCCCUUCUUCCCCAGGGCGUCUCCAUGGAAGGUAGCUUUGAUUUGGACGCUGCCCCUGCUAACCCUCCUCCUUUUGGGGGCCAUCUACGUGGGCUGGAGAGACCACAAAGCCAACAAGAGAGAAAUAAAGGAAAAGGAAAAAGAAUCCAACAGAACCGAUCAGAUUAAGAAGGACAUGGAACUCGCGCAGCAGACCAAAGAACAGCGAAAGGCACUAUACAAAGAAGAUUGGAAGAAAGCUUGGCUCUAUCCUGACUGGAGGAAGGAGCUGUUCCAACGAGCUCCUGUGAGUAUAUAUCGUGGAGCACUUCACCAGGACAACCCUGACCCAAAGGCAGAAGAGAACCGCAGGGAGGAGACCCGGGGUCUGACUCUUAGCAACACUCAAGAGGACACCAACCUUAUUACACUCCACCAAGAAGGCUUCGUUUGGGGGAGAUGGUAUUGGGAGGUGGACGUUGGGAACACUGAGGAAUGGGCACUGGGUGUUUAUGAGCUGUCGACAUUUGGGGACAUAUCACUCAACAAAUCAUCAGAGAAGAAAUUCAGUGUCUUGGAGAAGAAGGGAGAUACGUACAGGGCUCUUACCUUCUGUUCCAAUAACAUUUCCCAAGAAGAAUGUCUUUGGGUCGAAAACCAUCCACAGAAGGUUGCGAUUUUCCUGGAUGACAUAGACGAUGACCUUUCUUUCUACAACAUGACCGAUGAUACCCACAUCUUUUCCUUCUCCCAGGCCUGUUUCCCUUUAUCCCUACUUUAUCCCUACUUCACAUGUAAACCCUUGGACUUCUCUUCACAGCCCUAGAUGAUCUGGAGAAAGAGUUUUCACUAUGAGCACGGCAGGGUGUUCUCUGUAAACUCCAGGACUCCGGUCCUAAUGGCUGGUCACAGACACCACUGACUGUGAGGCUUCUUAGCCUGAGACUUCACAAGGCUCCAUGACCAGAGUGUCUGGACAUCAAGACAGGCUUCUCAAAUAGCCUGCAGAGAUGAUCCAGUUUUGGCUGUGAAUUAUCUUAUAAUUGUAACUGGUUUUUCUUCUUUUGAUAUAAAAUCUGUUUAACCAUUCCUAAGGUGAGUCUGACUGCAGGCUUGUGUCCUGCCUGUGUAUUAGUGGCUCAUUUUGGCUCUAUUACUAUUAUUAUCAUCACCAUUAUUAUUACUAUUAUUACUGUUAUGCUACUGUUAUUAUAUAUAGUAACUAUAUAUAUAUAUAAUAUGUAGGGUUACAUAAGGCCAUUUUGGGGCAAAUGUAUAUUAUACUUUGAGUAUAUUCUCUGAUGAUAGUCUUUAUUUACAUCUGAUGCAAUAUAGACCAACAAUUUUCCUAAAUGAAUUACUAUAAAAUAACACAAAUAAAAGAAAAACUUACCAUUGUAAGACAAUAGCAAUUAUAUUAUUAGAUUUAACUUAAGUAAAAUUAUUCUAUCAAUUUGCUCUAAAAGUCCUUUUUACUACUCCAUAUCUAAGUAUGUUUCAUAAAGGACUUGUAAUAAAUAAUUUUUAUACAGGUACUGGUUUUUGGACUACACUCUUGAGUGGCUAAAAUAAUGUUCAAAAUAAUAAAAAUUAAACAGAUCUCACAAUUCUCAACAGCAAAAAGCAACACUGAGUUGAAAUGUCAAAAAUGAUGUU